Messenger RNA from Zasmidium cellare ATCC 36951, 1989 nucleotides. RefSeq names its product glycoside hydrolase family 127 protein. The transcript has 6 exons. NCBI's taxonomy places the organism in Eukaryota, Fungi, Ascomycota, Dothideomycetes, Mycosphaerellales, Mycosphaerellaceae. Gene Ontology annotation, biological process: carbohydrate metabolic process. The record is from RefSeq and is a predicted model, not a curated record. Bases 1 to 1989 code for a protein of 662 amino acids.
AUGGCUUAUCCUCAAACAGCUUUCGCGUCGACUGCCAUUCAUGCCGAUUCUCUGGUGGGAAGACGCCGACAAGCUGUAUCUGCCAACACGUUAAAGUACCAGCUCGACGUGCUCAAGAAGACUGGACGUUAUGAUGCAUUCAAGCUUCAAUGGCACCCCGUUUAUGACGAGCCUCCGCUGGUCUGGCCGAUUCCAAACCAUCUCUUCUGGGAUUCAGACGUGGCCAAAUGGAUCGAAGGUGCAUGCUAUUUCCUCAAGCAGCAAGCAUUGCCAGAAAUCGAUCAGGCUGUGCAGGAGCUGGUGGAAAUGAUUCGAUCUGCACAGCAGUCAGACGGCUAUCUGAAUAUCCACUACACUGUCGUGGAGCCUGGCAAACGCUUUACUAACCUCCGAGACAUGCAUGAACUAUACAACGCUGGGCAUUUGAUCGAGGCUGCCCUCGCUCACUCGGAUCUGUAUCGCAACGACAAACUCUUCGCACCAAUACUAAGAUACGUUGAUUUGCUGUGUGCAAACUUCGGACCCGAGCCGCAUCAAACCCAUGGCUAUCCUGGCCACCCUGAGAUCGAGCUUGCUCUGUUGCGGCUUUAUGACCGCACAAACGAACCCAAGCAUCUGGCUCUGGCGAAGUAUUUCUUGACAGAACGUGGGAAUCCAGCCGGCGUAGAUGGCCAGAACUACUUUGCGUGGGAAGCCAGAGCUCGAGGUGACGAUCCAGCGAAACGGCCAGCCUUUUAUCCAGAAUCCCAAUGCCUUUGGUACCAUCAAGCUCACGCUCCUAUUGCUGAGCAGAAGACAAUCGAAGGACACUCGGUCAGGGCAAUGUAUCUUCUCACAGCUGUGGCCGAUUUGUGUCGCAUCGAGUCUGGCACAAGAUCUCCCAACCUCGAAUCUGCGAUGUAUACACUCUGGAACAAUAUGAUCCAAAGGAAAAUGUACGUCACGGGAGGUAUCGGAGCGAUCAAGCAAUGGGAAGGCUUUGGACAGGAUUUCUUCCUACCCCAGGGCACUGAUGAGGGCGGAUGCUAUGCGGAGACGUGUGCAGCUAUUGGUGUCAUGAUGCUUGCGCAGAGGUUACUCCAGAUCGACCUUGACGCCAAGUUUGCGGACAUCAUGGAGCUUUGCCUUUACAACGCCGUACUGACUGCUAUGUCGCACGACGGAAAGGGCUUCACGUAUGUCAAUCAACUCGCAUCCAGUGAUACGGAUCCGUCCAAGCGUGAAGAUUGGUUCACCGUCGCCUGCUGUCCACCUAAUAUGCUUCGUCUCCUGGGCUAUAUCGGAGGAUAUAUCUGGACCCGCGACGACUCGAACAACAAUGUGACGGUCAACUUGUACAUCCCAAGCACCCUGGAAUUCACUGCCAACAGGAAAGACGUUCGAAUAUCUCAGCAAAGCAAUUGGCCAUGGGAAGAUCGGAUCAGGUUCACGGUAGACACUACCUCUGAAGAUCUCAGCUUGAAGCUAAGGAUACCGCAAUGGGCGUCUUCUUUCGAGCUUUGCCCAUCAUGUCCGGAUGCUGUUGUCGACAAGGGAUAUCUUACUCUUCCGGCCGCGUGGCUGUCCAAGAAUCGAGCUUUCGAGCUACAGAUUCCUCUCAAACCACGAUGGGUCGUGCCUCAUCCCUCGACCGAGCAGAACACCGUGACUCUAGCGCGAGGACCUAUCAUAUACUGCAUCGAAGACGUGCAUAACGAAUGGGUGGACGAUCACUUCAAGGGCGUCUCGAUCGAUAUAGGAGCUUCACUGGCUGAGAGUGUAACCAAGGACACGAAGACAGGAGACGAGUACGUCUCGCUGAUCCUAGAAGACGGGGCUCGUAAUAUCAAGCCAGAGACCGUUUGUGCUUAUCCCUCGAUCAACGCGGCCGACUUAGAAUCGACAGUGAGCAAGGCGGAUACCAUUGGUAGGCUUCACUUUACUCCCUACUACUUCCGUGCGAAUAGAGGUGGAAAGGGUCACAUGCGGGUUGGCUUGAGAAGAUUUUAG